Messenger RNA from Sturnus vulgaris (Common starling), 4677 nucleotides. RefSeq lists its product as uncharacterized. Lineage: Eukaryota; Metazoa; Chordata; Aves; Passeriformes; Sturnidae. The record is from RefSeq and is a predicted model, not a curated record.
UUUCCUAUCCUGCAAAGCCACCACUGGAAUUAACUUUUCUCAAGUGGUGUAAGAAGCUGUUAGAGGAACCAUCUCACUCCCAAGCUGGCCCUGGAAAGUGAAGGGAACUCCCAUCAAUCACAGGGCAGGGUGGUGGGACCUCAGUCAAGGGCUGGAGAAGGGCUGAAGGGGAUGAGCAUGUGAUGGAGGAGGGAUUUGGGACAUGGGGAUGGUACACAGAGAGCAACAUCUUUGAUGGAGAGGGAGCUGGAGGAGAUGCAGUGUGGAGUUGGUGCUUCUCCAAGAUGGUCUCCUCAUCUUCCAUGUGGAGCCUGAGUGAAGGCUGCAGCCAUAGCCAUUGGCUUUCCUGGAAUUUAUGUAAAUGAUAUGUUUCUGUCACCAGCUGCUCAGAUACUCCAAUGUCAUCUGUUUGUGUCUGGAGACACCCUGGGAGGAUGGCAGAAUAUAUUGCCAGGGCUCAAGCUCCUCAUACCUCCGGCUUCAAGGUGAUGGUCUCCUUGGAGCAUCUUCCCUUGACAUGGGGAAGGUUGAGAAUUUCUGACCUUUUGCUCUUGCUCUGCAAUUAUAGCAACUGCAUCCAAGGACCUCUGUUUUCCAGUAUCCACUGCCCCAGCUCUUAUCUACAAGGUCCCUAAUGCACACAGCGGGGUAUGGGGUGGCCUUUAGACGUAAACAGAGCUGGAUCAAAGUACAGCCUACAUCUCUGGAGCUAAAGUAUCUUUCUUUUGCCAUGGAACAAGUAAGAUGCAGAGGGCAAAACUCCUCUGUCAAAUUAAGUGACCUCAUUUCUCCCUGGGGCUAAUGUCCAAUAGUCUCUGUGCCUCCUUGGCCAACAUAAUACAUUAUUGUCUUUUUUAAGAUCCACGUGUGCCUUGGGAAGUGUGGUUUGGAAAAGGUUCCUAUAUCAAGUGGCAGCAGCCACUUGAGGUAGUCUCUAAUUGGAAGUGUUUUUCUGCCUUCUGGAAAUUCUUGGAAAAUACUUCUUUUAGUAAAGUGGAACCCAGAAGUGUGUCCUUUAGGGAGCAGCUGCAUCACCGAGGGUCCAAGAAAUGCCUGCAGAUUAAGGAAUUUGGUAGAAAGUGGAAAAAACUCUCCACCAUAGUUGUAUAGACACACACAUGUGCAUGUACAGACAUAUAUAGGAUCCCUGUGUGAUACAGGCAUGUACCUGGUGUGAGGGGAAGCACAUGAAGUGCAGCCAUUAUAUUUGUAGUUGUGCCUUCUUUACAAAGAGUGUAUCAGUGGUUGCAUUUGCUUCUCCCAAAGGUACAGGACACUUGUUUCCAGACUCAAGGGCAGGCUCUGCAGCACCAGCAGUUUCCACAUGGAGUUUCUGCAGUUCUGCUCGCCAUGACCUUGUGGGCCACCAGGAAAACAACAGGGUCCUGCCAGCCUUGUGCGAUGAACCAUCACUUGCCAGGACUUGCACCAGGCUUCCAGGGACACUGAGUUGCUGCUCGGGAUCCUGAACACCUCUGAUUCCUCACCGUACUGCUGGCAGGGUGAGAUUGAUGUCCAGUUUGGGUCACUGGGCAGAGUCAAGCCCGUCACCAUCCUCUGUGCCCUUGGCAGAUUGGGGGACCAAGCUGGACCCUUCUCUCUAAAGAAGGGUGCAAGGGAUAGGCUUGGGGCUGUCCAUAAUCAGUCCAGUGAGAAGAGCCACCUCCUUCACCCUUUCCACCUGGGAACCAUGUCACUGCUGCGGAUGGCACCACAUGGAUGCAUUGCAAGGGCCAGCAGCCUGACAGCGAGGCACUAGCUGAGCCUGAGCACUAUCACGGGGCAUAGAGCUGCCGGGGGGUGCCAGCAUCCCCACCACAGCUGCACUCGAGGGAUGUAGGUGCCGGGCACAGGAGGGGUCCAGGCAGCAAUGGGCCGGCUGGAUGAGCAUGCCAAGAGGAGGAUUGUGGAGCUGCGCAGGGCUGGGCUGAGCUUCCGCAAGAUCAAGAAGGUGCUGGAGCUGGAUGACAUCCGGGUGACGCCACAGGCUGUAUAUCUCUUCCUCAAGAGGAAGAGUGUGGAGCCAAGGUCAGUGGCAGCUGGCUGGGAUGGGGACCAACCCUGGCCUCCACUGCAGGGGCAUGAGGCUGAGCCCCCCAGGCUGUUGGGCACACAGCACCCUGCACUGCCUGCUGGGGAUCCUAUGGGCAGCCGGGCGCCCUGCUCUGCUGGCAGCCAGGACACCAAGGAGGACAUCCACAUUUUUGGUGUGGCCUCGCUCUGCAAGGACGGUGUGUGGCUUGGGGACACUCUGCCUAUGGGGCUGGCCCCUGGAAAUGGUGAUGACAGCUCCACAGGCACAGCCCUGGCUCCAGGGACUCCUCUGGGAGGCCUGGCCCCCCUGCCACUGCCCAGCCGAGGGCAGCUGAUCGCAACCCCCACCCAGAACUCAGCAGUGACGGUGAAAAAGAAGACUGUGGACAGGGCUAUCCUCUUGCAGAAAAAGGUCAAAGAUGCCAGCACUCAGACUGUCUUGCCAAACCCUGUGGGUCCAGGAAAUCACAGCCUUGCUUGGAGUGGACCACUGUCCCCCACUGCUCCCAGCUCUCCCACCAUCGGCGAGAAGCUGGAUGCUGUACAGAUGGAGGUGCAGAAGCUGAGCCAGGCCCUGCACGCAGUGCUGGAGCGGCAGUGCCGCCUGGAACGCCUGCAGGAGCACCAGCAGCGGCUGCAGCAGGAGGUGCUGAUGGCACUGCAGCAGCUCAGCUCCACUGUGAGCCACAGCACUGUGCCAGCCACCCAGCCCUGUGGCUCCUUCAGCAGCAUGGGCCAGCCCUCGCCCACCAUGCCAAACUUCAGCCAGUUCAAGAUGGAGCUGAUCUGAUCUCCUGCAAGGCCUGUGUGUGCCAGUAGUGUGCUAAUGUCAGGAUGGAGCCAGGAGGAAGAACCAUCUCUCAGAGGCUGCCCAAGGAUUACAUGCAGACCCAGCAGAUAAGGUCCCUGGUGCCUCGUGUUCCCAGCCUUGCUGACUGGAAAGGGGCUGCCUGGCACAAGAGGCUGGACAGUGGAAGGCUGAGGCCUUGCUCCUCCUGUGCUGCUCAUCCUGACUGGCACUGGAGCUGGCUGGGGCCCAUGGACCUCAGCAGAAGGCAGUUGCCUGCAAGGAGAAGAUGUAGCUGAGACAGACACAGCAGGAAUGUGGGACUCCAAGGAUACAAGAGACUUCCUUCUCAUGAGGGUCAAUGCCAUGAUGAUCAAUCUUGCCCUCCCCUCCACAGAACCUUGUUCAGUAAGAAUCUGUCUAUGCCACAGUUCAGAAUGAGUGUGGGAUCAGUAUCUGCAUUUUCCUUACCCCUCACUCAGCCAGUGAGCAAGCAAGAUCUGUCAAGGGUCACUGUCACCUUGCAUGGAAUGGCACACGGUGCGGAAACCCAUGAGGUGAAACCAGUGCUGCACACGUGAUAUUGUUGGAGCCUUGUAUCAGCUGCUGCACCAUUAGGGAUAGAUCACACUGUGUAGGAAACAAUCUUUUACUGAGCAGAUUCCACCCUCCUCAUCCCAGAAACUCAGCAGAUCUGGAGUAUGGUACUGCUGCUGCCCACUGUCUGGCAAAAUAUGGGCAGGACCAUACCAAUAAGAGUUGCACGUGGGCAGGAGCUGAUUAACUGGGUGUUCAGCUCUCCUCUAACCCAUUUUCCUGGGCAGGACACCUUCCUGGUUGUGAUCCUCAGUUGCAAGGGCUGUCCCUAGAGAGGCUGCUAGUGGUGCAGAACGGCUGUAGCAGAGCAGGGCAUGAUGCUGAGAACCCCCUUGCCUGGACCAGAAGGGCACAGGGGAGGCUGAUGGGCCCUUAGUGAGCAAUGGAGUCCAGAAGGACCAGAGAUUGAGGAAAAGUCUGAUGGAAGUGGCCUUGGCUCAGCACCCAGAAGUGAGUCCUGAGAGGAGGCAGAGCAUGUGUCCUUCCUCUGCAUCAGCCAAGCAGGCUUCUGUCUGCACGGGCACCACACUUGGCACAACUUGUGCCUGUGAGAAGUCCCAGUCUGUUUCUGAGGUCUCCUUGAGUCCAAGGUCAAAACUAAGAAGGGUAAAAACCAAUUCAGGUGUUUGUACACAGACACACUCACACACAGCUCAUGCAUGCACAGAUGCAGAUGCAUGUGGCAGGUCUGUGCAGCAGCCCCAGUGAAUGGGGGAGCUGGACACCCCCUCUGCUCCCCUGAGACACAUCACUAGCCCUAGGGCUGCCCAGGAGCACUAGAAGUCUGCUGCCAUCUGCCUGUGGUCAUUCGUUUCGAUGUUGAUGUAAUUUUGGGGACAUCUGAAAAGUAACAGAUGAAGAAAAAUACCUAAUCAAUCGCUCUGCUCUUUUGCACAAGGUAGCUAAUCUGCACCUCAGAUUUGAAAAGAAGAGGCUGGAUGACCAGCACUUAGCAGGCACAGUUUCUUAAUGUCUCUGUCAAUGUUUUACGGAAAAACAGGAGCAGAGCAGCUGCGAUUCCCUGGCAUGUGUACAUAAAACCACCCUAGUUUCUGAAACAGCUUCCCUAAAUCUGACUUAGGCUAUUUCUUAAAUCAUUUUAAAAAUUAAAAAAAAAAAAAAUCUACUGGGUUUUCUAUUCCCUGAAUGUAUUCUAAGAACUUUCCUCAUUUCUAACUCUUGCACAUCAGCCCCUUACCCAGUGCUAAAAAUACCCAGUAAAAAUUAAUAAAAAUAAAUCACUUAGGCUGGUUAAAUAA